Molecule: messenger RNA, 1305 nt
Organism: Pelobates fuscus (common spadefoot toad)
Lineage: Eukaryota; Metazoa; Chordata; Amphibia; Anura; Pelobatidae
Product: olfactory receptor 1J4-like
Exons: 3
Coding region: 1-1305 (434 amino acids)
Biological process (GO): G protein-coupled receptor signaling pathway
Cellular component (GO): membrane
Molecular function (GO): olfactory receptor activity; G protein-coupled receptor activity
Source: RefSeq, a predicted model, not a curated record
AUGUCCCAGCGGCAGAGCUUCCUACUGAGGAGAUUACUCACGGCCUUGCUGUCCCCAAAACAGACCAAGCAGAUCUCCAUCGAUGAAUACUUCAGAGUGCCUAAACCAUGGAGGGCCCUUGAGGCAGUGACUAGGCAUCUGGUGCUGCGCUUCCAGACAUCAGCUAUAAAUGGUGCGGUUGAGAACCCUCCAAGUCCUUCAGGGCAACUUGGUCCACGCAAUACAGGAUCUACACGGGGCAGUGGAACUCCUGGAAACCAUCAGCCUCCCAAGGGACUCAUUAAGGCAAAUGGGGACUGGUUCCAAAGUGUAUGUUGCAUAAGGGAGAACAACAUUUCUACACUGGCCCUGCAGAACAUUCAGAAAAUAAUGCAGGAAAACAGCACAAUCAUUGCAGAAUUCUUUCUUCUCGGGUUCCAACAUCUUAACGAUUUGAAAACAGUCUUUUUCUCCUUUCUGUUGUUAAUCCACUGUGUUACUUUAUCUGGAAAUAUCUUCAUUCCAUCCAUUGUAUUAUCCUCUAGAAACCUCCACACACCUAUGUAUUUCUUUCUCAGUCAGCUGGCCUCAGCUGAAAUGCUGUUUACAACUAAUAUUAUCCCAAAACUGCUCUACAUAAUACUGGCUGAAGGAGCUACUGUAUCUGUUAUAGGCUGUGUCACUCAAUUUUAUAUAUUUUCUGUGUCUACAAAUGCUGAAUCCUUCUUCCUCACUUUGAUGUCAUAUGAUCGUUAUUUAGCAAUAUGCAAUCCAUUACAGUAUAACAAUAUUAUGGUUUUCAGCCAUUGUGUCUGGCUUGCUACUGUGGCUUGGGUGUUCAGUUUUACAUCCACUUUGAUUGUAAUCAUCCAGUUAUGUAUGCUGCAAUUCUGUGGUUCUAAUGUGAUUGACCACUAUUAUUGUGACCUUUCACCCCUCCUGGAACAUGCUUGCUCGGAUAUAUUUUUCCUAAAAUUACAGAUUUUCAUGUUUUCUGUACCUAUAGCACUCCUACCAUUUGUUUUCAUUCUUAUCACCUAUAUACGUAUAGUGUUUACCAUCCUUAAAAUCCCUUCUACCACUGGGAAAAAGAAAGCUUUUUCCACUUGUAGCUCCCAUCUGAUUGUUGUAUGUACAUAUUACACCACACUGAUAACUAUUUAUAUAUUUCCAUCAAGUGGAGACUCAUCCAACUUAAACAAGUCUCUAUCACUUUUGUACACUGUGGUAACCCCAUUAUUUAAUCCCAUUAUUUAUUCACUAAGGAAUCGAGAUAUCAGGGAGGUUUUAGAAAAAAUUAUAUUAAAAAAAUUAAAGCACACUUAA